Molecule: messenger RNA, 4609 nt
Organism: Mustela erminea (ermine)
Lineage: Eukaryota; Metazoa; Chordata; Mammalia; Carnivora; Mustelidae
Gene: ARL14
Product: ADP ribosylation factor like GTPase 14
Exons: 1
Coding region: 2310-2882 (190 amino acids)
Biological process (GO): vesicle-mediated transport; intracellular protein transport
Cellular component (GO): cytoplasm
Molecular function (GO): GTPase activity; GTP binding
Source: RefSeq, a predicted model, not a curated record
UCUGGAUUGAUCUCUGUAUCUCUUUAUUCUUCAUAUUUUCUAUCUUCUACUUUCUGAAAGAUUUUCUUCCAACCUAUUAUUGAUCUGUUCAAAUUUUGAAAGUCAUGUAUUUGUUUUUCAAGAGUUCUAUUUUGUUUUUUGAGUAGGCUUUUGAAUAGCAUCUUUGUCUUAUUUUAUGGAUGCAAUACCUUUUCAAAUCUCUGGAAAUAUUUUCAAAUCUCUGCAUUAACCCUGUUUAAACUUCUAUAAAGCCUUUUUAAAAAAUUUUUGUCUUUCUCUCAUUAUACUGAAGGCAUCCUAUGUAUUACGUAUGGGAACCUCUGUGCACUGAAAAGCUGACUGGGCAUUCUGCGUACAUGAGCAAUGUUUGCCAACUGUCAGGUUGGGUAUAAUUAAUUAAAUACUAAGUUAGACAUUAUGAUGUGGAAACUCCCAACUCUCAAAACCUGGAGGUCUUUUUUCUGAUAUCACUCUUUAAAUUUUUUUUUUUUUCUUUUUGCUUGGGAUAAUAUCUUGUUGCUGAAUGGUCAGUCAGCAGAGGUGUGUGUACAUGUGGUUUUAUGUAUUUAUUUAUUUGUUUGUUUGUUGGGGGGUCAUUAUUCAGACGUUUAAGCCCUGCUGUUCUUAGUCCCUCAUUUCCAUCCUUCCAUCUGUAUCCUGUGUAUCAAUAUUCCAAGGUUCAGUUUUAUCCUGUUGCAUCAGUUACCACUGUAAAAUGAAAACCACAGGCCCAAAAUAGGCAUCACUUGGGCCAGGCUGAGUCACCAAACUGGGGCUUAAUACCUAACCUAACUGCAGAUGCAACCUCCCCCAGAAAUAGGUCUUAACCUGUCAAUCAGAAAUUUUCUGAACAGCACCAAUGAUGUAAUUUGUCACACAGGCCCUCUCCAUUCCUCAAAGGAAAAUUAAAUAAUCCACUUGAAAAGGUCCCCUUUCCUUCUUAAGGGAGGGCAACUUAGCCUGAAACAAUCCUUUGUUCUCUUUCGCUAAUAACUUUCCUGCCCCAUUCUCCUUUCUUUUCAUUUUUUUAAAAAUUGAAGUAUAGUUAAUAUGCAAUGUUACAUGAGUUUCAGGUGUACAACAUAGUGAAUCAACAGUUCUAUCCAUUAUAAUAUGCUCACCACAAGUGUGGCUACCAUCGAUCCUCAUACAAUGCUAUUGUGAUAUCAUUGACUAUAUUCUCUAUGCUGUGCCUUUUAUUCCUAUAAUUUAUUCAUUCUGUAAUAGGAAGCUUCUAUCUCCCAUUCCCUAUACCCAUUACGCCCAUCCCUAUCCCAUCCUCCUUUCCAUAGAAAGCUUCCAUUUUGUAAAACUCCUUCAAACUCCCCUUUACUUGGUAGAUGGGAUGCUGCCCAAUUCAUGAAUCACUUAAUAAAGCCAAUCACAUCUUCAGAUUUACUCAGCUGAAUCUUAACACCUCUCGUCUUCCAUCCAUAUUCCACCUUGCAGAAUUUUGUUGAAAUCUCUCACCCUCUGAUGGAUUCUUCUGCUCUUGUUACGGGUUUAUAUGUUCUUUUUAUUCCUUUACCAUAAUUUUGGUGGAGUCUUGAGGAAAGGAGAUAAAUAAACGUACUCAAUUUACCACCUUUAAGCAGACUGCUUAAUUUCAAGUGUUUGUGUUACAAACUCCCCUCCUAUCCCUGCAUAUUUGGUCUUGUGAAUCGUUGUAAUUUUCUAGAAGAAUAGAGAAGUGUUUCUGCAUAUUAUGGGAGUAAGGUUCACAUAUCCUUGGGUGGGUUAAAGUGUCCUACUGAAUAAUCUGGACUGGUGAAGAGAACUAAAGAUACUUCAGGCGCUGAGAUAAACUCUCCCUUCAUGACUUCAGAACUCUGGUUACUCAUUUACAACUGGGAUAAGAUAAAUGUUCAGUAUAAUAAUUAGAGAAGUUCUAUAAACCACUUGUAACAUUAAGUUUUUAUUCUACUACCAAACCAUGUUCCCGUAAACCUUUGGUUACCUCUAAAUUUCCAGUAUCUGGAAGAGAACAAGCUGUGGCAUCACCCACCCAGCCCCUCCUACACCCUACUCACUCACAAAGAAUUUCCCCUUUGAGCCACUGUAACACUGGCUGCUGACUCAUACCAGAUUCCUUAGGAUUGGCUGGGACUGCAAAUAAAACAUUGUUUGCCUAUAAUGAGGUCAAUAAGCUGCAACAUAAAGGCACACAGAUUCCCAGUGGUAAAACAGAACAUGAAGCGUUUGCUAUCUUCUUUCCUCUUAUUAUUUUCAGUCAAGACCUAGAGAGCAAACAUUCAACCUGGCCAAAAGAAAAGGUCUUUGAAGGGAGGAAAAAAAAAAAACACCCUAAAAUGGGUCUACUGAGUUCUAAAAACCCCAAAACCAAGCAAGCCCGGAUUCUUCUUCUGGGACUUGACUCAGCCGGGAAGUCUACACUCCUUUACAAAUUAAAGUUUGCUAAGGAUAUUACGACCGUCCCAACAAUAGGUUUCAACGUGGAGAUGAUCGAGUUGGAAAAGAGUUUUUCACUCACAGUCUGGGAUGUUGGAGGACAGGAGAAAAUGAGAACUGUGUGGGAGUAUUACUGUGAGAACACCGAUGGGCUGAUGUAUGUUGUGGAUAGUACGGACAAGCAGCGACUGGAAGACUCCAGGAGAGAGCUAAAGCACAUUUUGAAGAAUGAACACAUUAAAAAUGUGCCUGUUGUCCUGUUAGCCAACAAACAGGAUGUGCCUGGAGCUCUGACUGCCGAGGACAUCACCAGAAUGUUCAGAGUGAAGCAGCUCUGCAGUGACCGGAACUGGUAUGUACAGCCCUGCUGUGCCAUCACUGGGGAUGGACUGAUGGACGGGUUCAGGAAACUGACUGAAUUUGUGAAAAGCCAUGUGAAAUCAAGAGGAGACACUUUAGCAUUCUUUAGGUAGAACUGAGAUCCAAGCAGUGACAUACUGGUGAAGUUGAAAGGGUAACUUUUUUCCGAUGCCAAAUGAGAAAAGCAAGUUGCUGAGUUAGCAAACUUGUCCUAAGAUGUUAUUUCACCUAAAUUCAGCUAAAACAUAGAAUAAUAUCUAGACAAUAUUAUUUUUGGCCAGGCACUUUAGUAAACUAUGUGGUAAUGAUAGUUGAGAAUGAAAAUUUUAUAAUUUUGUAUAUGUUGGAUUUAUGUAUGAAUCAGAAUAAUCGUGUUUGGGACCAAAUAAAUUAUUGCUUUAUUGUUUUUAUAUGACAACUAGAACAAAGUUUAAGUAAACUGCUUAGAGGGUCAGAAUUCUUUCAGAUGGUUUCCAGCUAUUGAAUUUCUAUCACACUCCUGUAGAAUAGUUAGUAAAAAAUAGAACUUUAAAUUAUGGAGAGGAAAAAGUUUGAUGUUAACAUCUUGUAAAUCCCUAUACUUAAAUGAAGAUUUUUUCUGGAUUCCUGCAAACUCUUAGAAAUCUAUUGGUGGGAACUUCUGACAGUGAGUCAAAUAAGGAACUUCAGGCUGUUAAUUGCCCAGAAACAUAGGGAGACGUUUAUCUCUUAAAGUUCUGGGGGUCAGGCUAGCUAGCACCUUAGAGUUUAGGACAAGGUCUGGGUUUUACUCAGCUUGAGGUUAUAGGCCCAAGAUGGGCUUACAUAGAAUUCAAUAGAAUAGUCCGUACUUGGGAAUAUAUGUACAGCUCACAGCACUGAUCAAAAAGGAACCAGAGCCAGACAUUAAACUCAGGAGACUUUGCAAUUCAUAGGAGGAAACAACAUAAAGCUAGUAGCUAGAAUAAGGCAAUAAGUAUGUGCUAUAACAUGAGUGACUCUUUCUGACCUGGGAAAACAGGAAGUGCUUCAUGUAGGAGGUAGUUUUUAAGAUGGUUCCCAGCUCCUAGGGACCCAUGAAGGUGGAGGUUUGUCACUGGAAGCUCCCAUCACUAGAAGACCCUGAAGACAUUAUAGGGGAGGAGAAAAGGAAUUGGGGUUUGAACUGAAAUUCCCCUGACAGGCUCAGAACUCCCAGGGAGGUCCUGGUACUAACAAAUGACACUUUCUUCCUGCCUAACCUCUAACAAAGCUCAUUUGGGCUAGAAGAAGCAGGCCUCAAGCCCCAACAGCAGCUCCCUGGGCUCUAAAUCUUAAGGUCACAGAGGAAAAUAAAUGUUCAAGGGUGCUAGCCCCUGAAUUCCUCUUAUCGUUUCCUUCUCUCAUCCUAGCCAUGAUCUUUAUAGCAAAGAUCUGAAUGCUGCAUGUAGGGAUUCAAAUUUAAAAAGGAGAUACAAACAUAGUAACAGUUAUCAUCGGUUGAAUGCUUGUCUGUGCCACGUGUUGUCUGAUCACUUUCAUACAUCUCAUUUAAUGUUGACAACUGCCCUGAGAGAAAUUAGCAUUAUUAUGUCAAUUUUACAGAGGAGAGUACUGAGAUUAAACAAAGUAACAAUAACAACCACACAAAAACUACUCUGUUUUUUCACUGAGAAGUGGCAGAGCCAAGAUUCAAACUCAUCUGUCUAACUUCAAGGCCAGUACUCUUAAUUGUCAUAGUGUUCUGUAAAUAAGGUAUGCUGUCCAUCUUCUAUGAGCUUACUAUACAUAAUUAAGAAUAGAGCCAGGCUAGGGGCACCUGGCUGGCUCAGUUGGUGGAGCAUACGACUCUUGAUCUCUGGGUUGUAAGUUUGAGCCACAC